Messenger RNA from Sinocyclocheilus anshuiensis, 1950 nucleotides. RefSeq names its product synaptotagmin-14-like. The transcript has 9 exons. The coding region runs from base 85 to 1662 and encodes 525 amino acids. Gene Ontology annotation, molecular function: phospholipid binding. The record is from RefSeq and is a predicted model, not a curated record. Lineage: Eukaryota; Metazoa; Chordata; Actinopteri; Cypriniformes; Cyprinidae.
ACUGUCCCAGCAUCUCUCCGACCUCUCACAGCAUGGAGGAUCUUCUCUCUACACCACCCCUUAUCACGUCCCAUUCGCAGCAUCAUGGCGUUUGAGGGUGGGGGGCGGAGCUGUGGUGUUCAUGAACUCAUCUGCGCUAGAAGAGUAUCUCCUGAACUGCUAGGUGUCCUGUCCUCCAUUGCUGUCUUCAUGGUCGUGAUCGCUCUGUUUUUUCUUUACCUCAGCAGCAAGCUUUCAGUGGAGAGCCCAAGCAGUGAGCUGCCACAUUUUGAAGGUUUUAACAAAGGUUUGCAAGAUGGGGGUUGUCCAGAAAAAGGAUCAUCUGAGAGCGAGGACGAAACAACAAAAAGACACAAGGACUCAUCCUCUCAUGAUCAGAGAAAUGGGUGGAGAGACAGGGAUGCUGAGAAUGAGGAUUGCAGCAGUGAGGCCUCUGCUGAUCAAGUUAAAAGGAAAAAAGGUUCAAGUUCCCUGAAUGAACUUCAGCCUCCACCGUACCGGGACAAAGAUGAUCUCAAGGGUGGCUCAAGGGGCCGCAGUGACUCAGCAGAGGGCAGUGGAAGUGAGAUCAGUGAGGACAGUGAAGACCCUGAAGACACAGAGAGUUACCUGAAUAAGGGCUAUGAGGAGGACGCACCUAGUGACAGCACAGCUGUUUUGGGCCCGGAGGAUAGCUUACUUCCACCCCUUCCAGAAACAUAUGAACCAGAGGCACUGGGGAAAUACGGCACACUGGAUGUGGCAUUUGAAUAUGACCCUAGCGAACAACGGCUUGCGGUGACAGUGACCGCUGCCACAGAUAUUCCAACCCUUAAGAGCACAGGGAACAUUUCCUGGCAGGUCCACCUGGUUCUACUGCCCAACAAAAAGCAGAGGGCCAAGACAGGAGUGCAGAAGGGACCCUGUCCCAUCUUCACAGAGACAUUUCGCUUCUCAUGUGUGGAGAAGGAGGCCUUGCGGGACUAUGCAGUCCGGUUCCGUCUCUACAGUGUGAGGCGCAUGAAGAAGGAGAAGGUCCUAGGGGAGAAGGUGUUCUACUUAACCAAACUCAAUCUGCAGGGCAAGCUUGCUCUGCCUGUUACUCUAGAGCCUGGCACAUCUGUUCCUGGCUGUGGGUCAGUGGUGAGUGUCUCUCGUAGUGCGGGAGCUCUGUCAUACCGCUCCACUGGUGAAUCCUCCACUCCAGAGCUUCUGCUGGGUCUCCUCUACAACUCCAACACAGGAAGAUUGUCCGCCGAGGUUAUCAAAGGCAGCCAUUAUAAAAACUCUGCCACCGAUAAACUGCCCAUUGGUCUGUUUUGUUGUGUAAAACACUUCAUUAGUGGGCAACUGUAUAUCAUGAGAGACACUUACGUGAAGCUUACAAUGCUGGACUCCAAAGGGAAAGAGAUGUCCAAAUGCAAGACCUCCGUAUGCCGUGGCCAGCCCAACCCAACCUACAAAGAGACAUUUGUGUUCCAGGUGGCGCUAUUCCAACUGUCCGAGGUGACCCUGCAGGUGUCGGUGUACAGUCGGCGGAGCAGCAUGAAGAGGAGAGAGCGGGUUGGCUGGGUCACUCUGGGCCUCAACAGCACCACGGAGGAUCAAGAGGAGCACUGGACCCAGAUGAAAGAGUCAGAGGGCCAGCAGGUCUGCCAGUGGCACACCCUCCUCGAUUCUUAGGGGUGCAGGGAAACAAUGCAAUGCGGUUUGUGGUCAUCUGAAGGUUUAGUAGCACAAUAUGAGUACAAAUUAAGGGAUUUGUUCACACUAAAUUGAAAGUUCUGUCCUAAUUGACUCCUUCAUGUUGCUCCGAGCCUAUAUUACUUGCUUUUUUCAUGAAACAUCAUCUAUCAUAUGGCUUCAAAAGACAGGCAACUUGUCAUUUUUGAAGUUUGACAGCCCUUAUUUACUAUCUUUAUAUUGAAAAGCAUUCAUGUUUUGUGUCCAUGGAAGAAAGAAAGUCAUAGG